ACAAAUCGAUUGACAGUACCGUUCCCGACAGCGCCGCCGAUGGAGAACGAACGGGAUUUGUCGUCGUCGUUUCUACACCCAUUCAUUCAAGAACAAUCGGUCACCGCGAUCGGGUCGCCGCGUUUCGUUUGAUCCGGAAUGACUUCUUCUGAGUCCGUGUGGGGCGUGUUUAUAAAAUUCUUGUUUUUGUGGAAAAAUCCAGUUCCAGUUCAGCAAAUUCAGCGAAAUUAUGCAAACAUUUCCCAGUUAUAGGGAACAAUGACGACGGCUCGAAAUUUUCGAUUCCAUAUGUGUGCAAAUGUGCGGGCGUAAACUCAUUCGAAUCCACACCGAUAACGUUGUGUAAUAUGAAAUAAGUGAGUUGUUGGUUUCUUAUGGAGCACAAAGCUUGAAUGUUUUAAUUGAUUCAAACAAAGAAGUGCGGAGGUUCUCGAGACACACACUUUCAAAUGGAGGAGGAAACGAAGUUGAAUCAACAAUCGGAGGAGGUGGCACCGGUGGCGGCAGGUUCCAACGAGCAACCCGCCCAUCAGAUGGCCAGCGAUGGUAACAUCCUGGAUACGCCAAGCCCGGCAGGAAAACUGUACAAAUCAUUAGAAAACAUGGACGACUACGGCGAGUCUACGGGACUGCUGGAGCAACAGGUGGCUUCCGUACGGUUACCGAUCAUCGGUAUGACCUGCCAGUCGUGCGUCAAGAACAUCGAAGGCAACAUCGGCAGCAAGCCGGGCAUAAUCAAAAUUAGUGUAAUUCUAGCGGAAAAUGCCGGCUACAUAGACUACGACCCGGCCGUUACGGAUCCGGCUCAGAUUGCGGCCGACAUCGACGACAUGGGUUUCGAGUGCGUCUACACUAGCAACGACGACCGGAAGGGAACCACCAGCGACGUGUCGUUAGCUCGAAUAAGUAUAGAAGGCAUGACGUGCAAUUCGUGCGUUAGGAAUAUCGAGGGUAACAUCAAAGACAAACCGGGUAUCGUCUCGAUCAAGGUCCUACUCGAUCAGAAACUAGGAUUGGUAGAGUACGAUCCGAGGGUCACCAGUCCGGAGCAGAUUGCGGAACAAAUCGACGACAUGGGAUUCGAAGCGAAGGUAGCCGGUGAAGACAGCGGAACUCAAAAGACUGACAGCAAACGGGAGCCCCGUUCGGAGAAGAUAAUAUCUAUUGACGAUGUCCUCACGCCUUCGAACGGGAACGCCCUGCACGGUGGUAAGCAGGUCCAGCUAAAGGAUAGCUUCAAACGAUGCUUCCUGCACAUACAGGGAAUGACGUGUGCCAGUUGUGUUUCGGCAAUUGAGAAACACUGCAAGAAGAUCUACGGCGUGGAAUCGAUCCUGAUCGCACUACUAGCAGCCAAGGCGGAGGUCAAGUACGAUCCCACGUUAACCGGUCCGGUGGACAUUGCCAAAUCCAUAACGGACCUCGGUUUCCCGACGGAAGUCAUUGACGAGCCCGGGACGGGGGAAGCCGAGGUGGAAAUCGAGAUCCUGGGCAUGACGUGUGGUUCCUGCGUGAACAAGAUUGAACAAACUGCGUUGAAGAUCCCCGGGGUUCUGGAGGCUUCCGUGGUGUUGACCUUGAAGAGGGGUAAGUUCAAAUUCAACAACGAAAAGACUGGUGCCAGAACAAUAUGUGAAACGAUCCAGAGUUUGGGCUUCCAGGCCUCGGUUCUGUCCAACAAGGACAAAAUGGCGCACAGCUACCUGGAGCACAAGGAGGAAAUCCGAAAGUGGCGAAAUGCUUUCUUGAUUUCACUCGCUUUCGGAGGUCCCUGCAUGAUCGCCAUGAUAUAUUUCAUGGUGCUCAUGGAAACGCACAGCCACGAGGAGAUGUGUUGCGUAUUGCCGGGACUUUCCAUGGAGAAUCUGAUCAUGUUUGUCCUGUCGACACCGGUGCAGUUCUUCGGGGGAUGGCACUUCUACAUCCAGGCCUACCGGGCCGUCAAACAUGGAGCCAGCAACAUGGAUGUCCUGAUCACAAUGGCCACAACCGUGAGCUACAUCUACUCGAUCGGAGUGCUGAUCGCGGCGAUGGCCAUGGAAAUGAAGACAUCGCCGCUGACCUUCUUCGACACUCCACCGAUGUUGUUCAUCUUCAUCUCGCUGGGUCGAUGGCUGGAACACAUAGCCAAGGGGAAAACAUCCGAAGCCUUGUCGAAACUGCUAUCGCUCAAAGCCACGGAAGCGGUUCUGGUAACGCUGGGUGAGGAUUACGCGGUCCUGUCGGAGAAGGUAAUCUCUGUUGAUCUAGUGCAACGAGGGGAUAUUUUGAAGGUUGUUCCGGGAAGUAAGGUCCCGGUAGAUGGUAAAGUUCUGUGCGGGAAUUCUACAUGCGAUGAAAGCUUGAUCACCGGAGAAUCCAUGCCGGUUCCGAAGAAAAAGAACUCUGUAGUGAUCGGAGGUUCCAUCAAUCAGAACGGUCUGCUGUUGGUCACGGCUACGCACACCGGUGAGAACACUACUCUAGCGCAGAUAGUGAAACUGGUGGAGGAAGCUCAGACAUCCAAGGCUCCGAUUCAGCAGCUGGCGGACAAGAUCGCUGGAUACUUUGUUCCGUUUGUGGUGGCCGUUUCGGUGGUCACCCUGAUCGGUUGGGUAAUCAGCGGGUACGUAGAUAUUACCCACAUCCCGAUGUCGGACGCGGCCAAGGAAGGGUUGAACCGGGAGGAGAUCAUCUUCAGUUACGCCUUCCGGUGUGCUCUGAGCGUUCUGGCCAUCGCUUGCCCAUGUGCGUUGGGGUUGGCCACGCCGACCGCCGUGAUGGUAUCCACGGGUGUGGGUGCCCUUCAUGGAAUCCUCGUCAAAGGCGCCGGUCCGCUUGAGAACGCUCACAAAGUGAAGACCGUGGUGUUCGACAAGACCGGAACGAUCACCUACGGAAUGCCGAUGACCUCUCGGAUUUGCAUGUUCGUCAAGCCGCAUGUAUGUUCGUUGGCGCGAGCCCUCAGCAUCAUCGGAUCAGCGGAAGUCAACAGCGAGCAUCCGAUUGCCACAGCAGUCGUUAAGUUCGUAAAGGACGCUCUGGAGAUCGAUUCGUUCAGUAAGUGUUCCAACUUCAUGGCCGUUCCCGGAUGUGGAAUUCGGUGUGUAAUCUCCAAUAUCAACGGGCUUCUUAGCGAUGGCUUGCGGUCGGAGAAGAUGAAGAAUUAUCAAAACUCCUACAAAAACGAUGCCAAUUCGGUGAGCUUCAUCAACGGCGCUGUUGUGGAGGAGCUGAUACCAUCUCUGAGCCCAUCGCAGAAGAAUACCAUGGAACUCCAGCAGCUCCUGCAAUUGGAAACGAUCGAGGCGGACACCAGCGUGGAAGCGUUUUCCCGCGUCAACGAAUACAACGUCCUAAUAGGGAACCGAGAGUGGAUGAACCGGAACGCGGUCAUCGUCCCGCCGGAGAUUAACAUCAAAAUGACCGAGGAGGAGCAGAUGGGCAAUACGGCGAUCCUGUGCGCGAUCAACAACCAGCUGAUCUGUAUGGUGUCCGUAUCGGAUAUGGUCAAACCGGAAGCGCACCUGGCCGUUUACACCCUGAAAAAGAUGGGUAUCGAAGUGAUCCUGCUGACCGGCGACAACAAGAAUACUGCUGGGAAUAUUGCCCGCCAGGUCGGAAUCAAUCGGGUGUUUGCCGAGGUGCUGCCGUCGCACAAGGUGGCCAAAAUUCAGCGGAUACAGGAGAACCAGAUGCGGGUGGCCAUGGUCGGGGAUGGAGUGAAUGAUAGUCCGGCGCUGGCACAGGCCGAUGUAGGCAUUUCGAUCGCUUCCGGGACGGAUGUGGCUGCCGAGGCGGCCGAUGUUGUGCUUAUGAGGAACGACCUGCUAGAUGUGGUUGCCUGCCUGGAUCUAUCCCGCAAGACCGUUCGGAAGAUACAUCUCAACUUCCUGUUCGCCAGCAUGUACAAUCUUCUGGGAAUCCCACUCGCUGCAGGCAUUUUCACUCCGUUCGGGUUUAUACUGGAGCCCUGGAUGGCGUCGGCGGCGAUGGCCCUCAGCUCCGUGUCGGUGGUUUGCUCCUCGCUGAUGCUCAAACUGUACAAGAAACCCACCAAAGCGUCGCUCCAGACGCCCGAGUACAUUGCCCUGGUGGAAGCGGGCGCCCUGCUGGAUCCGGACACCGUGUCGGUGCACCGCGGCCUGGACGACAUUCCGCGGCCGAACUUUGGCCGCUCAACCAGCUCCACUCUAGCCAAAUUGUUCAUGCGCUCGCCGAAGGAUUCCAACGACGAUCGGCUGUUGGCCUCGAAUCAGAUGAUCGAUGACGAUGACUACAGCGUUGGCAUUGUCAAAUCCGUCAACAGUGGCAUUUACAGAGACGCAACCGAACUGCAGAAGCUGUAGAGUACGAUCCAGCUCUUCACCAAUGUGUGUUUCAGUGAAAAUGUGACCACCCGAAAUUAACUUUAAUAUUUUAUUAUACUGACGUGUUCAACAUUUUUUCGGUCGAGAUUCGACCGGGAAGUAGCCAUAGUGUUGAACUCGCUAAAGUUUGUUUUAUUCUCAUGGAAGCUAUUAUAAUUUCUUCCGCUAUUUCUUUUACAUUAAUCAGUGAUUUUGUGAUAUGUUUUGCAUUGUUAUCGUUUGUUUCGUCCAAGUUUUUUUUUAUCUAACAUAACUUAUAUAGUUUCAAACCUGUUCAUUCAUUGCGUUUGUAUUUCAACGUACUUAUCAAUCAAGCACAAAUCCAGCCAGUUGAAAAGUACCAUAUCCUCCUUGUUUAGGAGGACAACCCCUAUCUAUAGUGUAUGUAUAAAUGUGUACAUAGUUAGCGAAGGAGAAAGAGAAGAGCUUUAUGAAUAAAUGUUUGUAUUGAAAA
Aedes albopictus (Asian tiger mosquito) is the source of this 4803-nucleotide messenger RNA. RefSeq names its product copper-transporting ATPase 1 (gene ATP7). Gene Ontology annotation, biological process: copper ion export; intracellular copper ion homeostasis; copper ion import. The transcript is spliced from 6 exons. Gene Ontology annotation, cellular component: trans-Golgi network; plasma membrane. Gene Ontology annotation, molecular function: ATP binding; copper ion binding; P-type divalent copper transporter activity. The record is from RefSeq and is a predicted model, not a curated record. The coding region runs from base 450 to 4328 and encodes 1292 amino acids. NCBI's taxonomy places the organism in Eukaryota, Metazoa, Arthropoda, Insecta, Diptera, Culicidae.